CAGUCCAUCAGUGGAACAAGUGCACAAGUUAGAAGGGUUACAUUUUUUUUUCUUUUUUAAAUUGCAAUUCAGUAUGUCCCAGACAGAAAACAAAACAGAGUUUUCCAUGACAGAGAUGGGAGAGGAGACGGCAGAACGAAACAGGAGCAACACAAACAAGAAAUUAUAUAUCUUUGAGCAGUAUGUGCAGCCCUGUCUGGCUGAGCUGGUUGGGACUAGCCUGUUUGUGUUUGUGGGAUGUGCGUCUGUUAUUGGAAACAAUGAAGUGCCUGGUGUCCUCCAGCCUGCUGUGGCACACGGAUUGGCGCUGGGAGUGAUGAUCAUGAUCUUUGGGCAAAUUAGCGGGGGACACUUUAACCCUGCUGUGUCUCUGUGCGCCUACCUGUGUGGGGGGAUGGAGCUUCGUCUGCUGCUGCCUUAUGUCCUGGCUCAGAUGUUGGGAGGGAUGGCCGGUGCUGGUUUGGCCAGGGCUGUUUGCCCUCCUGCUGUGUAUGAUCUUGCCUCGGGAGCCGCCUUUAAGAUAGAAAACAAUGAUCUGGCUUUAGCCACCCUGGCAGAGCUGAUAAUGACUACCUUCCUUACCAUGGUGGUGUGCAUGGGGGCCAUCAACGGCAAAACCAGCUCACCAAUGGCUCCUAUCUGCAUCGGCCUCACUGUGACAGCCAACAUAUUUGCUGGAGGGGUUCUGUCUGGAGCCUGUAUGAACCCUGUCCGAGCCUUUGGUCCAGCUGUGGUUGCCGGUUACUGGAUCCAUCACUGGGUCUUCUGGGUCGGACCCGCUUGUGGUGCGCUGGUCUCUGUCACUCUUGUCAGGUUUUUCUUUGGUGACCAGAAGACUCGAAUUAUUUUGAAGUGACCGUCUAAUUUAUUAAAGAAGAGGAGAGAAAGGGCAUCCCCGUUGCCUUGUUGACAGCUAUUCCCUUUGAAUUAUAUGUAUAUUUUUUAUUGUAUAAGUUUUAUUAUGAUACAUUACUCAACAAUCAGACUGUAACACUUGAGAUUCCCUGCCACACAUGUACAAGGGUAUACCCAAAUGUGCUCAGAGAAAACAGACUCUGCUCAUUCAUCGCUGCAUGGUGAAGCUCAAACAUUCAACUGCAAGAACAAGAAGAAAAACACACUUUCGACCAGAGAGGGACUUGAAAUUUGCGGCAAAGUGUGUUCAAAUAUAUUCGUCCUUGAAAAGCUGCAGAGUCAAGAUUCAGUUGUUUGAUGUUAUGAUAGCAAUCUGAUUUGGACUUGUUGGUGAUGAUGAUGGAAAACUACAAGAGACAUUUGAUAAUAAAUUCCACACAGGCAGUACUCGUUGAAUGAUCACUCUUUGUUAUCUUUUUAUAGUCAUUUUGCACUCAUUGUCUUGGACAAAGUCCUGAGUAGAAAACUGUCGCUAGCUUUAAUUCUUAAAAGACAGUACAAGGGCAUUGCACUAUGUAAUAAAGCAAGAUUAGAUUACUUGUAAACUUGUGCCCUUAGAUCAAAUGAAAGAUCAAAAUAAUACAAUAUGCAUCCUGUAAAACUAAUGGUGAUAGUUGUAACAAUGAUGAUGAUGAGGAUAGAUCAUCUGUGCUGUGCAUUCAUGUGUGCAGGUGCAAAACUGUUGUUAUGCCGUUUCUCAGUGUAAUAUUAUUUGUUUCAUU
This is a messenger RNA of Scatophagus argus, 1637 nucleotides long. RefSeq names its product aquaporin-8-like. Gene Ontology annotation, biological process: transmembrane transport. Gene Ontology annotation, molecular function: water channel activity. The coding region runs from base 74 to 856 and encodes 260 amino acids. Lineage: Eukaryota; Metazoa; Chordata; Actinopteri; Scatophagidae. The record is from RefSeq and is a predicted model, not a curated record. The transcript has 5 exons. Gene Ontology annotation, cellular component: plasma membrane.